GGGCCUCAUAUGCGGGGCGCUCUUCAGCAAACUACAGCCUGACGGGCGCCGCCGGCCGCCCCGGCAACGCCAGCAGCCCCCCUAGUAGCUCCGCUAGCGGCGCGGGCGGCGCGGCCGGCAGCCGGCCCGCGAGCAGCGAACGCGGCGGCGGAAACGUCGGCGGAAACGCCGUCCUCGUCAGCGGCGGCGGCGCGGCGGCGGGAAGCGCGGGGGGCGGCGGGGGAAGCGGGGAGUAUGCGGGGGCCAUGACGCCGUCUUUGGAUUUGACUGUGAAGGGGAUGGUGUUGGAAGAAGAGCCGAGCGCCAGCGCCAGCGCCAGCGCCAGCCGCGGGCCGAGCGGCGCGAGCGGGGACGCGGCAGCGUUUCAUGAUGACGCGCCUGGUCACCCCCAGCAGCAGCAGCAGCAGCAGCAGCAGCAGCAGCAGCAGCAGCAGCAGCUGCGACAGCAGCAGCAGUACCCGGGCCGCCGCUCGUCAGACGAGCGCGGCCGGCCGCCGGCGGGCCCCGGGCGGCGGUCCUCGGACGAUCAGCGCCGGGCGCAGCCACCGGCUGCGCCCGCGCGCGGCAGCGACUCGGGCAGCGGGGCCGUGCAGCAGCAGCAGCAGCGCCAGGACGGCGGCGGCAGCCUCGACUCGAGCCGCGGCGGCGGCGGCGGCGGCGGCGGCGGCAGCAGCGCGGGCGCGCGCAGCGCGCGCAGCAGCUUUGUGUUGGAGUCUGCGCCCGCGCAGCCGUCGGCCUCCCUUGAAGGCAGCGCCCCGGAGGAC
This is a messenger RNA of Monoraphidium neglectum, 764 nucleotides long. RefSeq lists its product as hypothetical. The record is from RefSeq and is a predicted model, not a curated record. Lineage: Eukaryota; Viridiplantae; Chlorophyta; Chlorophyceae; Sphaeropleales; Selenastraceae. The transcript has a single exon. The annotation marks the transcript as partial.